UUCAUUUCAUUCCUUCGGCGUUAUAGUUUUUUAGCACGUUUUGUGACAUAAUUUCGCAAUAAAUGUUCACAAAUCAAGAUUAAAUUUGAUGGCUAAUUGAUAAAGACGCAAGAAGUUUAUCGUACAUUACAUCUCAAUAGCGAAAAAGAGGAAUGGCGGCUGGGGGUGAAAUACCAGUUUACGACGUUCUCAACGAUGCUAUGGAAUAUUUGUGCAAAUUGGGAUCCAAUUUACGUGUUCGCUCGGAAAACCUGAAGAAUAAAAAAAUACGAAGAGAUAAGUUAAGAAAUUCCCAUGCAGUACAAAAGGCAGCCCGAAAAGUCCUAUUGAUUUGCGAACUCUCCAAGAAAUCGCUUGUCAAUGUCGAAACUGGUGUACAAAAAGUACUGACUAUAAUAGAGCAAGCCCAGUCAAGUGGCGGGAAACAGUUGUCGCUUAAAGAAAGUGGCAAUCUCCAUAGCGAACAUAAAGAAAAAUAUGAAUACAUUGAGUAUGAAUCAAGAAAACUUAGGAUAGCAAAAAAAGUUCCUUUAAAACAUUUCAUAUCUGUGAAAGUUUUAGCUCGUAGCAUGCCAUCGGACCUAGUAAAAAAAUAUCCUGUUUAUUAUGACUGUAAGUUGUACAGAUUGCGUAAGAAGAACAAUUUACUUCACAAGAAAUCUAUAUCCAAAGAAAGUGUUAAUGAAAAUGAAUGUGAUCAAAAACAUAUAUCGCAGAGUUCAUUUUUUAAAGAUGAUAAAGAAAUAAGUGUUGGCCCGAAUCUUUCUGAAAAUGCAGAUCUCAAAACCAAACCAAGUGAUGAAGUAUGUGAGCAAAGUGAAAAGCAUGGAGAAAGUUGCAGUGAAAAAAUUGUAAUAACCAAAAUAAACAAAGCAAAGAGAAGUAAGAAAAAAGUAUGUUUCUCAACUGAUAAUGAUUCAAGUCAAGAAUCUGAUAGUAAAAAUAAAAACAAUGCUUCAUCUGAAAGUAAUGAUUGUAAUUCAUCUAGUCAUGCGGAUAGUGAAAACAAGAAAAAUUUACCAUCAGUUGAUUUAUCCAGUGAUUCAGAGAAUAAAUCAACUGAGAAUAAUACUUUAGACCAAAAGUCAUUGGAAAUCAAAAGGGAAGAAAAAUCUGUAUGUCAUCCACCAUUUACUUCUCCCAAAAAGAUAAAAAGGAAGAGAAGCAUAACUGAGACUGAUAGCAACUCUUACAAUGAAUCUGAAUUGAAAUCUACAAAAAGUGGAAAUGAUAACAUUGAAAUAUUAGAUGAUACAAUUGGUGACGGAGAAGCUGUGAAAGAAGACAAGCACAAGUCUAAGAAAAGAAAGAAAAUCCGAGUACUUAGUGAACAUAGCUCUGAUGAGUCUUCUAAUUUAAGGACUAAAACUAACACCAACAAUAUAAUUUUGGAUGAUACUAUUGAAGAAAAUAAUAAAGGGGAGAAAAGUAAUCAUAAAAAAAGUAAACCAAAUGAAUUACUCUCCGAUACAAGUGACAAGGAGGAUCAUAAGAGUGAAGAGAGAAGUGAAGAAAAUAGGGAUAGUAGUAAAGCUAGUGAAACCCCAGAUACUACUACUAAGCCUUUAAUUAAAUGUGUUAGUCUAAGCAAAUUACUCAAGCCACAAGUUUUAGAAAAAGUAGUUAAGAAAACCCUGAAGAAUCAAAAUGAUGAAACAUCACCCAAACAGUCUGACAAAAACAAUUACAGUAGUAUGAAAACCUUCAAUAAAAAAUUUAAAAACGACGAAGGAGAUGAAGAAUAUUGGAAAGUAAAAAGAAAAGAAGUUAAAGCUUUCAAAGCUAAAAAGUUUGCAAUCAACGUUAACAAGUUACCAAAACUAACAGAAAAAUUUCUUGACAAUCAUAAUUUAAACAAAAUCACUCAGUGUGGUUUAGUGAUUUGUGAAAAAAUUGUCAAACCUACAGAAAAUUUGGAAAAUGAUGUUAAUGAUUCUUUAGAUAAGAGGAAAACAAGUGAAUCUAGUAUUAGUAAAGUAAAGAAUGCAUUGUUAAAUGACUCUGAUUCAGAUGAUAUAGCACCAAAGAAAUCACAUAAUGCAAACCAUUGUUUGUUGAAAACAGCAUUACUUCAAGAUUCAGACUCUGAUAAAAAUGAAAAUACAUCAGAAAAAGCAAAUGAUGAUAACCAUAUGCCAAACACUCAAGGCAGCCCUACUGCAAAUAUCACAGAGGUUGCUCAAAGAACAAAGAAUGCAUUAUUAUCCAGUUCAGAAUCUGAAAGUGCUGCAUGUGAUAUAAUGCAAAAGAUAAACGAAAAAUCACCCUCCAAUUCCAGACCCGAAUCUCCAGUUAAUAAUGAUAAUUCAAAUCAACACAAUAAUUCUGAGAGACAAAAUGAUGAUUCUAAAAAUGAAAAUACUAUGGAACCGAUACAACCUACGAAAAAUACUGAUGAAGUAAAAUUUGCUUUGCUGAAUUCCUCAGACAACAAUAGCCCUAAAACUCCAGCAGAUAAAAAAAGAAGAGAUCAGCAGGUUACACCUAGAUCUAAAAGAAAGCAUAUAAUGGAAAGUAUGCAUGCCAAGAAGAUGUUACUUACUUAUUCCUCUAGUUCUGACACAGAGGAUGAACAGUUACGUGGUGUUUUGAAGGAGAUAAAAGAUUCUUUGCUGAAAGGGAUUCCUUCAGAUGAAGAAGAAGGACCAAAAAAGAAAACUAAAAGCCAUCAAAGAAAGUUAGUAUUGACUUCAGAUUCUAAUGAAGAUGAUGAUAAUAAGGCAAAAGACACAUCAUUGACUAGAGACUCAAAUGAUGGUGAUCAAAAAAAGAAUAAUGACACAUCUUCUCAAACUGAAUCUGCUACCAGAAAGAGCUGUGAAGGGGACAAGUCCGGGAGUGAAUCAUCUAAAACUCAAAAGCAAACUACCAGUGACUCUGACAAAAAAUCUGAUUCCAGUAGAAGAAAGAUUGGCCGUUCAAAGACGAAUAGCGCAAGCAGUGGUAGCAGUCGAAAUUCCGACUCCUCGGACACUGACAAAGAUAUUAAUGGGCUAACGAACCUUCGUACCCUGAACAAAAUCCGCCGACGGCGUAGGGGAUCCACGUCCACCGCUUCCAAAUCGUCCAGGUCCCACAGGAAUAAGAAGAAGAUGCCGAAAACCCCCCUCAUCAAUGCAGAUGAUAUGCUCAAAGCGGAGUCCAGCUCGGAAGGCGGCUCCGCGGCAGAGAGUGACGGUGGUGAUGGUGGAGAAGAUUUGCCACCAGUAUCUAUGACACCAUUAAACGGAGGCAUCGGUGACUUGUCCAAGGAGGAUUUGCUGGGAGAAAGUGACUCUACCAGUUCGAAAAACGACUCUGAUGGAGCUACAAAAGCAGAGUCCGAUGAAAAUGUCAAAUCAAAGCGUCGCAAAGCGCACGCGAUAUCAUCCGAUUCGGAAGCUGGGUCUUCGCGGCGGAAGGACGCGGCCGUCAAACUGAGCGACUUCGAGGACUCUGAAGACGAAAGCUCCGAGCCCGCUAAGAAGAAUAAGAGAAAGAAGGUCGUUGACAGCGACGCGUCAGCUGGAUCCUCUGAUGGCGGUAAAAAGAAACGUCGCCGCAUCAAGCCGGUGGACAGCGAGGGGUCAGGGUCGGACACAGAAAACGAAGGGCGCAACAAACAUGGCAGAAAGAAUAUUCGUAAGGUCAUGGGCAAGAACCAAUUAGAAGAGGCUACUAAGAAGGCGGCCAGACAAGAAAAGGAGAGGAUCGCGCGUAUUGCAGAGAGGCAGAAAUUGUAUAACAAUUUGGAGUUUGACGAGUCUGGUAAGCCGGACGAGGUUGUGCUGGAGAAGGUCGUGCUAGAUUUCGACCCCGAAACUAAGGAACCGCUGAUACAAGUCGACAGAGGACUUGUCAAGAAGUUGAAACCGCAUCAGGCGAAUGGCAUAAAAUUCAUGUGGGAUGCUUGCUUUGAGAGCGUGAAACGCAUAAAGAAAGAUAAAGGCUCAGGUUGCAUUCUGGCGCAUUGUAUGGGACUGGGUAAAACACUGCAAGUGGUGUCUCUUACCCAUACAUUGCUGACGCAUAGUUCUCUAACCGGUGUGAAUCGGGUGUUAGUUGUCUGCCCGCUGUCUACGGUACUGAAUUGGGUGAACGAGUUCAAGAUGUGGCUCAAACAUGCUGAGACGGAGUAUGAAGUGGAUGUCUAUGAGCUUUCCAGGUUCAAGCAGAACUCUGAACGAGCAUUCCAACUACAGCAAUGGUUCUCUCACGGCGGAGUUUGCGUGCUGGGCUACGAGAUGUUCCGCAAUCUGUCCGCGGACAACGUCAAGAAGUUCAAGAAGAAGAUGCUGCGCCACUUCCAGGAGAGCCUCGUGGAUCCAGGUCCCGAUUUAGUAGUGUGCGAUGAAGGACAUUUACUGAAGAACGAGAAGACGAGUCUGUCGCAAUCCAUGAAUCGCGUCAAAACACUCCGACGGAUAGUUCUCACCGGUACUCCGUUGCAGAAUAACCUUAAAGAAUACUACUGCAUGGUUCAGUUCGUAAAACCGAACUUGCUCGGGAAAUACAAUGAGUAUCUGAAUCGUUUCGUGAACCCAAUUACGAACGGACAGUAUACGGACUCUACAGAACAUGACAUCAAAGUGAUGAAACGAAGAUCACAUGUGCUGCAUAAAAUGUUGGAUGGAGCUGUUCAGAGGAGAGACUAUGGUGUGUUGGCACCAUUCCUUCCUCCAAAGCACGAGUAUGUGCUGUUCAUCACGCUAACCGAAGUACAGAUUAAGCUGUAUCAGUAUUACUUGGACAAUUAUUCUAGAAGACCUCUCCCCGGUAAAUCGUCAGGUUUCCUGUUCCCGGAUUUCCAAUCUUUGCAGAGGAUAUGGACACAUCCGCUCGUGUUAAAAUACAACUCCGAAAGAUAUGAAAUUAUGCAGCAGAAAAAAAGGGACAAAGAAGAAGAGGAUUCUGAAGGAUCUUUAGCGGACUUCAUCGAUGAUGACUCAACGCCUGAUGAAUCGACAACGGAGGAAUCUUCCGAUGAUUCGUCGGACAUGAGCGACGACAGCCGGAAGAAGAGUAAAAAGAAGAAGUCUCCCAAGAAGGGCCGCGCCAAGGAGGCCACCGGCAGGCCCAGGCGCGGCACCAGAGCUAACCCAGUGGAGCUGGAGGAGGAAGAAAAGGCGAACGACGUCAUCGAAGUGAAGAAUGAGAACCCCACGGAAUGGUGGAUCAAGCUGGUCACCGAGGAUGAGCUGGAGGACAUGAGGAACUCCUCCAAACUCAUACUGCUGUUCGAUAUACUGAGGCAGUGCGAGGCUAUUGGUGAUAAGCUAUUGGUGUUCUCACAAUCCUUAUAUUCGUUAGAUCUUAUAGAACAUUUCCUUGGCAAAGUGGACGAGGCAACGCAGGAAGGACGCAUCGACGAGAAGUUAGGCGGCCAUGUUGGCUCGUGGUCCCCGGGUAUCGACUACUUCAGACUGGACGGUUCCACGUCAUGCGAAAACAGAUCAAUAUGGUGCAAGAACUUCAACAGAGAAGACAACCCUAGAGCUAGAUUAUUCUUAAUAUCGACGCGAGCCGGCGGCCUCGGCAUAAACUUGGUGGCAGCGAAUCGUGUGGUGAUAUUCGACGUUUCAUGGAACCCCUCUCACGAUGUGCAGAGCAUAUUCAGAGUCUACCGGUUUGGCCAGAAGAAACCAUGUUAUAUAUACAGAUUUUUGGCUAUGGGAACAAUGGAAGAGAAGAUCUACGAACGUCAAGUGACCAAGCAGGCGAUAUCUAAACGCGUCAUCGACGAGCAACAAAUCGACAGACACUACGCGGAGAACGAUCUCGCCGAGUUAUAUAAGUUCGAGGCGCAUCCGCCCACCCCCCGGCCGAUCCCACCGCUGCCUAAAGACAGAUUGUUUGCGGAGAUGCUGAGGGAACAUGAGGCUCAGAUCUACAAGUACCACGAGCACGACUCGCUGCUGGAGAACAAGGAGGAGGAGACGCUGUCGGAGGAGGAGCGCAAGGCGGCGUGGGAGGACUUCGAGAACGAGAAGAACCGCCCGCCGCCCGCGCCCGCGCCGCUCGCCUGGCCCGGCGUGGUUCCCGGAAUCUUCCAACAACAACAGUUGGCGUACGCGGCGCUGGCGUCGAUGCUGCGCAAGGACAUGCCCAACAUCAAUGAUCAACAGAUACGCGAUAUGUUGCCUCUUAUAUACAACGCUAAUCCAGGGCUUAUGCAAAAAAUGGGAGAGAUCUACAAAUAUGCACAACCAGGCAUGAUGAAUCCCGGAAUGAUGAACCCUCUUAUGGCUGGAGCCGGCGCGGGCGCAGGCGCGGGCGGCGGCAUGGGCGGCACCAGCGGGCUGCAGUACGAGCCGCCGUGGCAGCGCCAGCAGCAGCAGCAGCAGCAGAUGCGGCUGCAGCAGAUCCUGCAGCACCAGAACCAAAUGGGCGCUAAAUACUACGCGGGCGGCCUGGGCAGCCGCGACCCCGUGGCCAUGGCGCUCCAGCAGCAGCGCGCGCGCGAGAUCAUGGUGGGCAAGCGCGGGCGCCCGCGCGGCCGCCCGCCGCUCGCCGCGCAGCCCCGCCCGCUGCCGCCCGCCGAUGUCGUCAACCUGGACUCCGACUAGGUACAGUGUGUAGUGAACAGAAGUGUACAGUGAACGAUUGAAGGUGCUCCGUGCCGGACCCUGGCCAAACGUGGACUGAUGUAACCGGUAGACCCUAGCUGGCGUGGGCUUCGCUCGAACGCAUCCCGCACACAUAUCAUGAAUCUCACUUGUUUACUUUGUAGUGGUAAAUAUUGGUCUAUCAUCAAGUAAAUCGUUGAAAGACUUCUGAAUCUAAAAAUGGACAUUUUAGAAUUUAUUUCUGUGAUUUCACAAACCUUUACUAAAAUUCCAAAUUUGAAUAACGUCUAAUAUAAAAGGAGUGACGAAUUACCUGCCUUUUCAUAUUAUAUUUGAUUGCAAAUUCCAGUGCGUUAAAGCCGCCUUUUAUAUCAGCCUGUCGGUAUGUUGGUCUGUAAAAUACGCAAUAAUAAAAUACUUUACAUAGUAAAGAACCUUGGGUGAUUUAUUUUAAUUUCUUUUGAUUUGACAACCCUAAACCUUUUUAUAUCUGUAUUUACGCUUUGGUAAAAUGUCUUUAUAUUAAGGGUUGUCAAAUUGUGAUUGCCAAUAUUUAACACUAAGGUCGAUAGAUUAUUUUCGAUUUGAGAAUUUCGCGAUCACAUAUCAAAGAAUCUCUCUCUCUCUUAAGUUUUAUAUCUUUCUUUGAUAGUGCGAGCGAAAGCCCAGGGCAUAGACUUAAUAAUAGUUGCACAAGCCGUCGCGUUCAAAACCAGAUGUAGCCUUUACAUAUUUCCUGCAAAUUUAGCUCUCUUAUUUUUUUAUAAUGCAAUCUUCUGACUCUUUCUAUAACUUCGGUUAACCUCAAAGAUGAAAGGAGAGGGAAGAUAAGAAAUAUGCCUUGCCCAUGUUCGUGAAUGAGCAACAAUUAUGCAGCUCUUGAGCGUUGAGUGACGGAUGACAUGGCGAUAAUUUUAUUGGAUAGUUCAGAAUUAAUGAUAUUAUGCGUGUUAAUUACCACUUUUCUUAAUUACCACUACUAUGCUCAUGUCUCUUAUGCGAGUAUACAUUAUACCUCUUGAUAAAAAUUUUGACGUCCUAAAUGAUUUAGUCACAAAUUUAGACAAGUGAAAUAAUAAGCUAUUUGAUUUGGUUGAAUAAUAUUUACUGGAUAAUGUAAUAAAGCGGAACUAGCUCAUCAGUUCAGAUAGUUUGUACUCUAAAUAGCACCUUUUUCUGUCUUCCGAUGACUAGAAACAGAUCCGAGUUAGAGUGACGGAAGCUUCAUUCGCUUUUCCAAUUUAUCAAUGAUAAAUAUUGAAAUCUAUUCCACUAUUGAAUAUUUUUCGAUAAUAUAUUUUUGAGCCUGAUAUUUUUUUUUUUGUUAUUUGCAAGGAAUAUGUGGAAGCUAAUUGGUUUUGUGCUCAAACACACAUGUUACGCGUGAUUAUAUCACAGAGCACGGCCCGCUUUCCCGAGAUCGUCUUUGCUCUGUGAAUUAUAUAGACAUUCUAUAAUCUGACACUGAGAAAGAACAUCAUGUGUGUAAUGCUACAAACAGAUGAGAAAGUUCACAAAUUUUUGUAUAUUAUAAAAAGUAUUUAGUGUUUGUGUCUUGUAACGAUUUGUCUAUUUUUAUAGAUGUAACCUUUUUUUAUCAAAUUGAGGCUGUGCCUUUAGAAAAUAUGGUUUCCUUCCUAACUACAAAUACUCAACAUACAAAUGCUUGUAUUUAAAGAUGCGUCCGCAUCGAGCCAACGAAUGGGGUUCGCUAGCCGUCGUUGGUCCUGUUAAGGCGGAUUGGCAAACGCUAACGCCUUUAUUGAGAGUCAACGAUCGUGUGUGCAAACAUUAGUAGGUCCAGAGUGUACCUGGCUUUAGUACGUGACGUUUUAAACAGAUGAAAAUAUAAUGUAUGAUUUUAAAAUUCUAUUUUUAUAGAAAAUGAGGCCUCUUAUGCUGAUCAUAUUGAGGCUCAGUCUAAUAGCACAAUGAUAAUAUGUAUGUAUAUAAAGUUUCGUUACAAGUCAUUAAUAUUAACAAUUUUGCAUUGUUAUUAUUUAUUUGAAAAAAUUUAGUAGUGAUUAAAGGGAAUUGGUUUCUUUAUUACAUGUGAAUUAAGAAUGCAAUUUUAUGAUGCAAAAAGUAAGUAUUUAAACAAUCAUUUUUUCAGCUCAUCUGUUUGUAGAUGUCAGGUUUAUUAAUUUUUAAAUAUAUCUCUCAGUACAGGAACUUAGUGGUAAGGUAUGUUAUAUGUCAGUAGGUAAUAAAUCUUCUGUGUAACAUCGUACUAUGAGAGACUACGUGUGACACAGUAUCGCCUAAACGCCUAUAGCACUACACGGAUGUCUAAUUACAUGAUUAUUGUAGAACAGGAACACCAAUCUUAUUAUACUAGUAAUCUUAUGAAAUAAAUGCUAAAUUAUGUGUUAGAAAGCGGACAUUGGCUGUUUAUAACUACCCUAAAUUUUGUUUUAAUUACAAAGUAUGUAAAUUUUUUUAUAUUCUCGAUCCACUGUGACGGUAUCAAUAAGACAAGAAGGCUGUUUGACAGAUUAUUUUAAAUUGAGAAUAAUUCGUAGAAUAAUGAUUUGUGAACUGUCAAUGGCCAUUACUUACAUGUUAUUUAGCUCUCAAUACAAAUAUUAUUUCAUUCCAAAAUUUAACCAUUCGCGUGUACAUACACUCGCCAUUAAAAUACUAAACUUUAUGAACGCAAAAAGUGGUUUUAUUAGUAAGUGUAAGAUUUAAAUAUCCUAUGUGUAACGAAAAGAUAAUUUUUGUAUUUUUAAAUGGCGAAGUUUUGUGAACUUUUAUUCCGACCGCCAAAUUCUUCUGGAUAUACAUAUUUUUUUUAAGUUAAAUGUUUAGAUAUUUGCUAAGUUCACUAUUUCGCGUCAAAAUGAUAUAAUUACUUCUGUAACCAUUUAGACGUUUUAGGUUUUACUUUGCAGUAGUAUGUGUAACGUGUUAUUUCAUUGUUUUUUAACUGUAAAUCAGAGGCGCCAUGGGCAAAUCAAGAUCUUAUAUAACAUUGAAAAAUAUUCUUAUAAUAUUAGGCUCGUUUUUCGGGAUCUAAGUGUGCACAUGGCGAAUAGUUUUGUAGCACAAUCCCUAGCAUAUAGAAGCUAUGGACAACAAAUUUUGUAUGUAAAAUUAUUCUACUGUGAAGGGAAGCCGUUUAAACAGCUAAACUUAAAAGUUUGCAAUUAUAUAUUAUACGUAUUUGUAUUAAACGGACAUCGGAUUAUUUACGAAAAUAAAGUUUUUUAUAUUAUUCUUGGUGAUGUUUUGACAUAUAACUUAGAAAUAAUUAAUGUCUGUUCAACAAGAGAUAAUAAUUAUUACUGAGUUUAAUUCAGACAAUUAUUUAUUUGGCCCGACAAUCUCGGGCGGUUUAGUUGUGAUAUUGCCUUAUCUUAAAAUUUUUGUAUACGUUUAUUUUUAAUAAUUGGUCACAGUUGUGACGUUAAUUUUAGAUGCAGCAAUUAUAGAAGUUUAAUUUUAGAAUAAUUUUUACGUAAAUCUCUGCCCAGUUUGACAGGUAUGCAUUUUGUAUUGGUUUAUUUUACUGUUAGCCAGUUAAAGUUGAUUUAUUUUAAUUCGUAGAUUAUAAUGCUUAUGUUAUUUAAAAUUUUAUAUCAGUAUAAUAUAGGAUGAAGGUCGAUAUUUCUGUAUGUUUUCAUUAUUGAGAAUUUCUACAAAGGUCCUGAAGGUCUACAACUACACACGGAUCGUUAGUUCUAUAAAAUAUACAAACAAACAGUAUUUCAGUUAGUUUAAGUUGGUUUUAUAUGUUUAUAUGCACUAUUCUGUAUGUCUCCCGCUGAUGCAAUACUGUGGCUAUAAGUAUAGUUAUUGUGAGUCGUCGUAACGACUACUGCUGUAAUUGUUUCAUUAUUUAUGUAAUAUAUAAACUGUAGAAAACUUCCUAUUAUUUUGUAGUACAAUCAAAGUAUAAUAAAUGAUUUUGAAAUGUGA
Messenger RNA from Amyelois transitella, 10466 nucleotides. Its product is annotated as transcriptional regulator ATRX homolog. Lineage: Eukaryota; Metazoa; Arthropoda; Insecta; Lepidoptera; Pyralidae. Gene Ontology annotation, molecular function: ATP binding; ATP hydrolysis activity; ATP-dependent chromatin remodeler activity. The coding region runs from base 153 to 6545 and encodes 2130 amino acids. The record is from RefSeq and is a predicted model, not a curated record. Gene Ontology annotation, cellular component: nucleus. The transcript has 29 exons.